Molecule: messenger RNA, 975 nt
Organism: Penicillium roqueforti
Lineage: Eukaryota; Fungi; Ascomycota; Eurotiomycetes; Eurotiales; Aspergillaceae
Product: YoaK family protein
Exons: 2
Coding region: 1-975 (324 amino acids)
Source: RefSeq, a predicted model, not a curated record
AUGCAUCGCCAGCCGCCUUCCUCGUCGGGAUAUAUCGAGCCACUCACAACACCAGCCCACCGUGCCCCUGACCAUCGUUCUAUCUACCAAACAGAAUUAACAGCUGCAAAUUCUCGUUCGGAGAACCCCAAUGAAGAUUUCAAGUAUACACAGGGUAUUUGGUCUUCUGGGGGCAGCACGGCAGUGUCUGUCUCUGGCAAUCAGACACCAGAAGACAACACGGUUUGCUCAACUAUUUCCCGCCACUUCCGAGCAGACAUAGACACUACGCAUACAGAUAUUCCUCUUAUAGUAUGUGGAUUUGUUGGUGGCUUGGUAGAUGGCCUAUCAUUCAAUGCAUGGGGCAGCUUCUCAAGUAUGCAAACAGGAAAUACCAUCUUCUUGGCCUUGGGAGUCUCUGGUCAGCCCACAACCCCAGCAUAUCUGUGGGCGAAGUCCCUAAUUGCCCUGGCCGUCUUCCUUGCAAGCAACAUCUUAUUCGUUCACAUGCAUCGGCUCUUGAGGCCACGUCGCCGCUCGACUAUGAUAAUCUCAUUUGGUAUUCAGACUAUUGCGCUUUUGGCCACAGCAAUUCUUAUCCAGCUGGAGAUCAUCACCCCGAAGCCCGAGGACCCCCGGGCUCCGAUCGAAUGGAUGCAAGUCCUGGCAAUCUCACUUCUAGCUUUCCAAGCAGGAGGCCAGAUCUGUGCUUCUCGGAUCCUGGCCCUAGAUGAAAUCCCAACUGUUGUUGUGACAGCUCUGCUAUGCGAUCUUCUUGUCGAUCCAAAGCUGACUGCAAAAUUCAAUCCGAAGCGCAACCGUCGAGUCGGGGCCUUUCUCGCAUUGUUUUUGGGCGCCAUGACCGCGGGUGGACUUUCUAAGACCACGAGUAUGGCGUCUAGUAUAUGGCUUGCCAUGGGUCUGAAGUUGACAGUUACCUUGGGGUGGAUUGUUUGGCGAGGGGAGGGGAGGAGAAAGAGUGAUUUUGAGGUGUGA